Molecule: messenger RNA, 2592 nt
Organism: Priapulus caudatus
Lineage: Eukaryota; Metazoa; Priapulida; Priapulimorpha; Priapulimorphida; Priapulidae
Exons: 3
Coding region: 471-2123 (550 amino acids)
Source: RefSeq, a predicted model, not a curated record
UCUGUUUUUACAUACCUUAGGAGGAUUACGAUCUAUUUUGUUUAUCAAUCAUUAGUAGGCCUACAUCAUCUUGUUUUUUUCUCUCAGGGAGUGAACUUGAUAACUCAGAUGUGGAUACAAACUACAUUCCUACUGAUGGUGAAUCAACCUUGGAUAGUGAGCCUGAAUCAGCUGACGCAGAUGAUAAUGCUGAUGAUGAUAUUGAAUCAGCUGACGCAGAUGAUAAUGCUGAUGAUGAUAUUGAAGCAGCUGAUGCAGAUGAUAAUGCUGAUGAAGAUAUUGAAGCAGAUGAUAAUGCUGAUGAAGAUAUUGAAGCAGAUGAUGCAGAUGAUAAUGCUGAUGAAGGUACUAAGCCGAAGCGACGUAAACGUCCAGCGGUAGCGAAAUGGAAGUCAUCAAUUACUAAAGCUAAACGUUUAAAAGGGGAGGCUUUCAAGAAUCGCAAAGGGAAGGAGAGACCGGCAACAAAAAUGGGACCCCCUUGUCGAUCUGAAUUCUGCCGCAAAUCAAAUCUGCGAAGUUGCCAGUCCUUGAGUGAGGAACAGCGGCAAAGAAUCUUUGACAGAUUCUGGUCAAUGAUGUCCUGGGAAGAACGUAGAUCAAAUGUACAUACUUUGGUAAAUAAGGUUGAUAUAAAGCAGAAGAAGAAUCUAGCAUCAAGGCGAAAAACUUCCUUCUCCUACAACUUAAAACUGAGUGAUGCAACAUCAAUUCCAGUGUGCAAAUCCUGUUUCAGUUCAACGCUUGGUCUGUCGCAAAGAACCGUUGUGUCAUGGUUGCAGGAUGAGAAUAACAAACCUCCACUUCAGCCCAAGACUCCCAAAACUGGUAGGAUUAAGUUAAUUUAUUUCUUUAUGGGUCCCAGGUCUCCCAGGACUCGCCGGAGUCUCCCGGAAAUCGGUAAAUGUGUUCCAGUGGGAGAGGCUGACCUAAACUUCUUGAAGAACUGGCUGACCAAUCUACCAAGCCUCCCAUCGCAUUACUGCCGUAGUGUUCCGGCAUACAAGAACAAGAAGUUUUUAUAUCCUGGCACUACAAAGGCAAAUUUGUAUCCUUUAUACAAACAAGCUGCAACAGAAGCUGGUGCUCGUGUCGUCGGGGAGAAACUUUUCAGUAGAGUGUUUGAGGCAGAACAUUUUUCAGUCUUUAUCCCAAGAAAAGACCAGUGUGAUGUGUGUGUGAGCGCCAAACAUGGUAAUCUGGAUCAGGCUACCCUAGAUGCACACAUACAAGCCAAAGAUCGAGCUAGAGCAGAGAAAUCAAAAGACAAGGAGGCAGCUAAUGAUGAGCUGUCAGUGUGGACAAUGGACUUACAGGCAGUACUCCUUUGUCCCAAGUCGAAGGCCAGCAAACUGUAUUAUAAGACUAAGAUGCAAGUCCAUAAUUUUACACUGAUGAACCUGAAAACCAAGGAGGGUUGCUGCUAUGAGUGGGAUGAAACUGAAGGAAACUUAGGUAGUGAAGUAUUUGCCUACCUCCAGUGGAAGCACUUUGACAGAGUAAUUCACAACAACCCUGGUAUAAAAACCAUAAUUAUCUGGAGUGAUGGUUGUGGAUACCAGAACCGUAACGUAACCGUUACCAAUGCGUUCUUAAAUCUUGCAAUGAAGCAUGAUAUUAGAAUUAUUCAGAAAUAUCUUGUUCCUGGCCACACCCAAAUGGAGUGUGAUAGCAUGCAUAGCACAAUUGAGAGGAAGUUGGAUGUAUGUGAAAUCUUUACCCCUCAUGAUUAUGUGGUUAUAUUUCAGAGUGCGCGUAUUCGACCCUCUCCAUAUCAUGUUUUUGAAGUCUACCACGACCAAAUUAUGAAGUUGGAUGGUGGUUAUGUCCAAAGUAUCAGACCAGGAAAGAGAGCUGGUGAUGCUACAGUACACCAACUAAGAGCGUUGUGUUAUUGUAGUUCAGGGGAAAUCCAAUAUAAAUUGGAUUUCAAUGAAACAUCAGAUUGGGUAACCUUACCCCAAAGGAUAAGCAUCCCCAAUGAACCACUGGAAUGGGUGCGACACUUUGAGGGGCAGAUGCCAUUGUCCAACAGAAAAUUCAAUGAUCUUCAGGCCAUGAAGUCAGUCAUGCCACGGUGUGUGCAUCAGUAUUAUGACUCCUUACCGCAUUUGGAAGCAUAAAUCAAUUCUUACGGUACAAUGUUAGUGCACGCCUGUCAUUAUUGUAUAGAAAAAUCCCCUGAUACAGACAAUGAAGUCAGUCAGAACAGUGUAUUCAUCUUUUUUUUAACUACCUAGCACAUUUACAGGCAUAAUUCUAUCUAUUCAUGAUAUAAUUGCAUUACAUGGUCAUACUGGUAAUCAUAGAAAUAUUGCCUAAGUCACAUUUCCUGUAAGACAUAAUGCCCAAGUCAUGUGUCAAACUGCAUAAGUCACGCGCUGAUCAUUAGACAUUUUGCCUAAGUCACCUGCGGCCAUUUUGUAUGCACACAACCAGUUGGUGUAUAUUGUAUGUUAAUUGUAACAUUAUCAUGCAUUAAGUAAAUAAUAAUUGUGAAUAAAUAUGAUCUCGUUUAAAUUUAAAACAAUUUUUUUUGUUUUUCUCUAAAGUAGUAAAAAUGACUUAGGCAAUUAUCGUAGCAGGAUGACG